AUGCUGUCCUCCGUCCAACUCCCGGAGCGCCUGGAAGUACCCAUCCCCGAGGGUGCCUCCCUGUUCGGGAGGACUAGGCGCGGCCUGCGCCUCACGGCCCUGCCCUCCGGCCAGCCGCUCUGGGAGCGCGGGCUGGACCCCGGCACCCGCAGCUCGGGCCUGUUCCUCGUCAGCCGGGAGCAGGCGGUGAUCGUGAGGAUGGGCGAGGUGCUGCAGGUGCUGGACCUGGACUCCAGGAACGGGACGUACGCGGGGACUGAGGGCCCGCGGCUGAGGUUGGAGGCGCGCGUGGUGCGCAGCGGGGAGGUCGUUGGCUUCGGGGGCCCUGUCGGCGAGACUCCGUUCGCUUUCGUGUGGGAGGCGCAGGUGGGGAGCGCCGGCAUGGAGGUGAUCGACCUCACGGGUGAGGACUGCGAGGCACCAAACACUGAGGACUGCGAGGCCUGCCCAGCUCAGCACGACCAAGCCCAGUCGCCCACCCCUCCCAAACCUGGGUCCAUCAAUGUGAAUGGCCUCUGCGAUGACCUUCGGGAAGACUUGCAGUGCACCAUCUGUAUGGAUUGGCUGGUGGGUGCUCACAGGCUUUGCUGUGGCCACGUCUUCUGCGCCCAAUGCCUGUUACAGUGGCUGCAGCAGAACCUGGCUAGGAUGCCCUGUCCAACUUGUCGAAAGCUGGUCACUGCAGUGCCGGUUCCUGACAGGGUGCUGGAUAGCGUGGUGGAGAGCAUGCUGCAGCGGAAAGCGAUGCCCACAGAUGAGCGGAAUACUCUCCAGGAGAGGCUGGAGAAGUGGUGGAGGGAGGAGGUUGUGUUGAAGCUCAUGAUGCCGUGCACGAAUAGAAGUCAAGAAGUACAGCGGCGAUAUGCCAAGCAUCAAUUUGAAACGAGGCACACCAGUACGGGUGCGAUACUGCAAGCUUUCUGCUGUCCAUGCUCAGGGUUGUGUUAUGUGUUCUCUCAGAAACCCAAUAUGGAGUUGUGUUGGCAUGUCCUGUUUCAGCCAGCGAACUCCCAGCCACCCAGCCAACUGAACAUGCGGCCCACCCCAUCGCCACAGAUGGCCCGUGGGGCUGCCCGUCAUGCAGCAGGUGGCAGGGCUCCAGUACAUGGGAGGGGUAGACAGGUGCCAUCGGCAGGCCGGGUUAGACAGGCACCAUCGGCAGGCCGGGGCAGACAGGGGCCAUCGGCAGGCCGGGGUAGACAUGCACCACUGGCAGGCAGGGGUUGA
Molecule: messenger RNA, 1227 nt
Organism: Ostreobium quekettii
Lineage: Eukaryota; Viridiplantae; Chlorophyta; Ulvophyceae; Bryopsidales; Ostreobiaceae
Source: the annotation of a GenBank genome assembly